Molecule: messenger RNA, 2553 nt
Organism: Cydia strobilella
Lineage: Eukaryota; Metazoa; Arthropoda; Insecta; Lepidoptera; Tortricidae
Product: zinc finger protein ZFP2-like
Exons: 4
Coding region: 167-2077 (636 amino acids)
Biological process (GO): regulation of transcription by RNA polymerase II
Cellular component (GO): chromosome
Molecular function (GO): chromatin insulator sequence binding
Source: RefSeq, a predicted model, not a curated record
UGCUAUUUUAUUAUUGCUAGUGUUUCAAAAUCUAUUAGUUCAAAAUGGUUUAAUAAUGCCCAGCGUGGUCAUUUAUAUAUAUUUUUUUGUUUGAGUAAGACAAACAUUGUGAGUUGUACAAUAGUAUAACUUUUGAGUGACAGCUGCGACGCGGCCACUGCGAGAGAUGGAAACAAGUGCUGGCGCCGGCAGCAUGUCGGCGGCGCGUGUGAAGAAGGAUCCCGAGACGGACCAGUCGGAAAUGCUCAACAUUAAGAAGGAAAGAGAUGUCGAUGAUGCAGAGUGUGCGACACAGGCAGUGCAGGUGAAGGAGGAGCCUUGGUGCCACUUGUACGCCGACCAUGUGGUUAAAGAAGAGCUCGUGUUGGGGCCGGAAUCCAUGCAGCAGCAGCACAUUGUCAAAGCAAUACCCAGCACACGGUCUGGCGCCUCAGCGCCGAAGCGCCCCAGCGGCCGGGCGCAGCACCCGUUGAAAGACUGCUUCGUACGCCUCGACCGUCUUCCACAACACGAGGGACUUCUUCAGCGGACCACCGAAUGCAAACCACGAACAUAUAGUAAAAGAAAGUCAGACAUAUCUAAUGUAUGUUCUGAUAAUGGUAAAAUGCUUAAAUGUGAUGUUUGCAGUGAAACUUUCACUCUAAAGAGUAACUUAAUGAAACAUCUCUUGGUACAUAUUCUAAGCCUGGAUGAGGAAACACAGCAGAGGACUCUUAACCAAGAUGAAUCGAACUUCGCGAGAUUCAACAGAAACGUCAUCGUUAUCAAAAACCUUGCAUGUCCCGUUUCAACACACCGUGAGGCCAACACCGUACCAUCCAAAGCUAAACGCAGAACUUUACAACAUAACAUUACCAUAGACACCUUUCCACAUAACUCAACGACAAAUUCCUACGUUUGCGACACUUGUGGAAAAAUGAUUCUACAAAAACAUUGUUUAAUUGACCAUUUUAAAGUGCAUUUACGCGGAAAGCAACUGUCAAAUUACACACACAAAAUGCCGUCCCAGAGACCUAAGCAAUCGAGUACUUUGAAGCUUAAAGGAGCAAAACUAGAAACCUGCGAAACGUGUAAAAAAGUGUUUAGUAAACCGAAUAAAUUAAAACGACAUCAACUUAUUCACACUGGUGAAAAACCACAUUUUUGCCAAAUAUGUCAAAAGAAGUUUAUGACUAAAAAUAAUUUAGACAUACAUAAGCGGACCCAUACUGGAGAACGGCCUCAUUCCUGCGAUGUAUGUCAAAAGGAUUUUUCACAAGCCAGCGCUUUAAAGACGCAUAAACGAUUACACACUGGUGAAAAACCAUAUUAUUGCAAGUUAUGUAACAAAGCUUUCACGCAAUCGGGGCAUUUAAAGACACAUGAAAGAAUUCAUACAGGAUUCAAACCGCACUCCUGCCCAAUUUGUAAGAAACAGUUUGCCGAAAACAGCAAAUUAGAGUUGCAUAAACUAAUACACACAGGAGGAAAACCGCGUUCUUGCGAAAUUUGCGGGAAAAAAUUCAGGCAACUAGCUCAUUUAAAUAGACAUCAACUCUCACACACGGGCGAGAGACCAUAUUUCUGUGAAAUAUGCGAAAAGAGAUUUGGCGACUGCAGUCAAUUGAGACAACAUAAGCGAAUACACAAGGGAAUAAAACCUUACAAAUGUGAAAUAUGUAAAAAGCAGUUCAGUGGACCAGAUAAUUUAAAGAAACAUAUAAGAAUUCACACGGGCGAAAAGCCUUAUUCCUGUGAAAUAUGUAAAAAACGCUGUUUGGAAAAGGGCUCUUUAAAGAUACACAUGAGAAUCCACACUGGAGAGAAACCUUUCUUUUGUGAAAUAUGUCCAGAGCAGUUUACCUACUCUAGUAGUUUACAGGCACAUAUGCGAUAUCAUACACGGGAAAUGUUUUGUUGUGGAACUUGUUCGAAGCAAUUUUCGAGAUCGACCGAUUUGAAAAGACAUGAAAAAAUACACACAGGAGAGAAACGAUACUCAUGUGAUGUAUGUACACGAAGAUUUAACAAGAAACAUUCUUUAGCGAGACAUAUCCGCACCCACGAGCAUUCCUUUGGGAAGAAGAAACGAUCAUAAAGUACAAUCAAUUAUUCUUUUCAUAACACAACAACACCAUAAGAAAAAAAAUUAGGAAUGUUGAACAUUUGUCAAUAAGGUUGAUUUCAAAUUGAAGCUAUAUGGAAAUAGCGCCUUAUUGACAACCGACAAUAAGUAAGUACCCUUUUGAUUGUGAAUGGCACAUUUAAUCGUGUAAAUUACAAUAGUAAACACAUAGAAAUCAAAAAUUCAUAAUUGAUGAUAAAAGUGAAUAUUUGCAAUAGAUGCCCAUUACCAAUAUUAUUAUAAAUAAGAAUAAAGUUUUAUUUUUCGCCUUUAUUAUUUUCACUAAGCUGAUGGAUGUGACAUAAUAAUAUUAUUUAAGGAGAUUUAAUUGAUAUUUUGUCAUGUAUGUAUAAAAUAGAGCCUAUAAUUAUUUCAUUUUGUUUUUUAGCACAAUAAAAUAAAUCAUUUUGUUUUAGUUAAAAUCUAUUAAUGAAUGUAUAAUUUUGAAU